AUGAAUAUAUCAAGUAGAAAUAUGAAAUUCAACAGAAAACAACAUAUUAGAAAUGUUAAGAAAAUACAGAAAAAUGAUGAAAUUUUUCUUACAAAACUGCCUGAUCUGAAAGAUCAGAAAUAUGUUGAUAUAUUUAGAGAAAAGCAAGAAUAUGCAACUAGAGUAAAUAUUAAUGAAAUACCUCCAAUAGAAUUAAAUUUAAAAAAUGGAAUAAAAGAAAGUAAAAUACCAAUUAGAAAUACUGAAUGGGAAAGUUCUGCACUAGUAAUAACUAAAAAAGAUGGAACAAAGAAUAUUGCAAUAAAUUAUAGAAAUAUAAAUAAAUACUUAGAGCAAUAUAAAGAACUAUUACCAGACUCCAAACAAAUGUUGCAAACUAAUAAUAAAUCCAAGGCUCAAAUAAAAUUAAUAGAGAUGUUAAGAUGCUUAAAAAAAGCAGGCCUGAAAAUCAAACUAUCAAAAUGCAAAUUUCUCAUUCAAGAAACAAUUAUAUUAAAUUGUAAAGUGUCAUAUGGAAAAAUUAGAAAAAAUGUUUUAAAGAUUAAGAAAAUAGAUAAAUUUACUACUUCUAAAAACAAAACAGAGUUGCAAAGAUUCCUAGGAUUUAUGAAUUAUUUUAGAUCCUUUAUUCUAGAUUUUGCAAAAGUAGCAACACUAUUAUAUGGAUUAGUAGAAACAGCAGAAUUUAAUUGGACUAAUGAUUGCCAAAAAGCAAUGAAAGAACUUAAACAAUAA
This is a messenger RNA of Cetraspora pellucida, 735 nucleotides long. The record is from the annotation of a GenBank genome assembly. NCBI's taxonomy places the organism in Eukaryota, Fungi, Glomeromycota, Glomeromycetes, Diversisporales, Gigasporaceae.